Messenger RNA from Pogonomyrmex barbatus (red harvester ant), 3680 nucleotides. It is a transcript of the gene Pu, whose product is annotated as GTP cyclohydrolase punch. Gene Ontology annotation, biological process: tetrahydrobiopterin biosynthetic process; tetrahydrofolate biosynthetic process. Lineage: Eukaryota; Metazoa; Arthropoda; Insecta; Hymenoptera; Formicidae. Gene Ontology annotation, cellular component: cytoplasm. Gene Ontology annotation, molecular function: GTP cyclohydrolase I activity; zinc ion binding; GTP binding. The record is from RefSeq and is a predicted model, not a curated record.
ACAGGAUGAGAGUGAUAAAUUCAAUAUAAAAUACAUAAAACAGAAAGAAUAGAUGGAAAUCCAAGAAAACAAAAGCUGUGAUUCUAUUAAUCCCCGGACGCACUUGAAUCUCAAUAAUCAGACGGUCCUCGAAGUCAUAUGAAGUCAUUUCCUCGUUAUCGAUCAUCGAGCGAAGGAGGCAAAGGAAAGAAAUGUUAGGAUUCGAUAAUGUAAAUCGAAAGUUUUAAUUUCUGUCGACACAUUAUCUUGAUAAUUUUCUACGCAUUUAUAAUUGCUCGAUAUCUACAGGUGAUGCAACACUUGGAUCCACUAUGUCUCAUGUUCAAAAUUGGAGGAGGCAGUGUAAUUCCUCUCCCUCCCUCCCUCCCUGGUUUUCUGUAAUUUCCGGCGUGAGGUGGAUUCGCGGCUCUUUCUGAUAUAGUAGGAGUAGCGAAGGGAGGAGAAGGAGGAGGAGGAGAAGGAGAGAGAGAGAGAGGAGGAGAGAGAGAGAGAGAGAAAAAGAGAGACCAGGGUCCGUGCGCGUAUAUAUGGUUUCGGAAGGACUCGCGGGUGACGUUCGCUCUCGCCGCCACCACUGUCGCUCGAUCCACAUCCACGUACGAUCGGACUCGCAUCAGUCGCGCUCCGCCCGUCCUGAGAAUCGUUCGUGUCGCGGUUUCUUCGCGCGUCCGUCGCUCGUCGCACGCGGUGCUAGCUUCUCUCCUCGUAGCCGUUUCUCCCGGUCUUCUGUUUUAAAACGUUCUUGCUUCUCACCGGCGGCCAGACCUUCUUGUGCCGUAGAACGUAACGCUGAUCCUUCUGCAAAACGACAAGCUACUUAGAACGCUUAACAUUCUGGAAAUCUCCCGACAUUCUUAAUCGGAACAAGAACCAAAAGAUUAUCAAUCAUGAAUGGGGUAUCGAACCAAUGCGCAAAGCUGAAGAUGUACGAUGGCGAAGACGACAAUUCGACGAUAAUGAUCAAGAAACCCUUGCCAUUAAGGGCGGUUUCGUGGGGCGACAACAUCGAAAAAACUGACUUAGAUGUUCCCGGAACACCCAAAACACCACGUACAUCAACGACGAAAGGCCAUGAGAAGUGCAUGUUCCACCAUGAUUUGGAGCUGGACCACCGCCCACCGACGCGAGAGGCGAUGAUACCGGAAAUGACGCGAAGUUACAAGCUACUAUUAAGCUCGCUGGGCGAAGACCCGGAACGACAGGGACUUUUGAAAACUCCGGAACGCGCCGCGAAAGCCAUGCUCUUCUUCACGAAAGGAUAUGAUCAGAGUCUUGAGGAUGUAAUUAACGAUGCGGUAUUUGAUGAGGAUCACGAUGAAAUGGUGGUUGUAAAGGACAUCGAGAUGUUCUCCAUGUGCGAACAUCAUUUGGUGCCUUUUUAUGGGCGCGUAUCUAUUGGUUACCUCCCCUGCAAGAAGGUACUGGGUCUCAGCAAGCUCGCCAGGAUCGUGGAAAUCUUCAGCAGACGACUCCAACUGCAGGAACGACUCACAAAACAAAUUGCGAUAGCGGUCACGAAGGCUGUGCAACCUGCGGGAGUAGCCGUUGUGAUUGAGGGAGUGCACAUGUGCAUGGUAAUGAGAGGCGUGCAGAAGAUCAACAGCAAGACAGUGACCUCGACGAUGUUGGGCACGUUCCGGGACGAUCCGAAGACCCGCGAGGAGUUUCUGAAUCUGGUGCACAAGUAAACGGUCGAGUCGCGUCGCGGUGUCAUUAUCAUCGGCCACCAGUGGGACCAGUAAAUUUCAACGCAUGGCACCUCGACUGCUCUCCGACAUCCGACCGCUACCUCGUUGGCAGAGCCUCCCCGUAGGACUUCGGGAUCAUCGCCGCCACCGCGAAAAUCCCUCCCGUACAUUCCGUUUGUUUUCCUGUAAAUAGAUAUGCGUCGAUCUUGAUUCCACGUGCUGCGGUUUUCCCUUCCCUACAGCACGCUCGGAAAAGUCCAGGGAUGAUCGCUUUUCGGGACCAAGAUAGCGCGAUAGCGGAUGGUAGAGGCGACCGUUCGAGGCGUCCGCCAUUGAUAGGGACGCGCUCAAACUGCUGAUCGAGUGACACUGACAAUAGCGAUGACUAUAAUCGCGUCGUGAUCAUCCGCGGAAAAUGUUCGCGGAACGAUGAUGACGACGCGAAUGAUUCGCGAGCGAUUUGUCGCGUCGCGACGGGGACGAUGAACGACGUGCGUCCUUGAGGGCGUGAAGGGGCAGCGAAGAGGAAGUUUAAUCCGUCGAUCCGACGAAUUAUUCAACGCGAUAGAGAAUAUCUAUGGGAACGAAAGAUCGCUGCUGGAUCAGCGAUAAUUUUGUUGCGGAGAGCCCCCGUUCGUUGCGUCUUCGACUGUUGCUUACGAAGGAGCGUUUUAGGAAAAUUUUUUUAAAACGAAGGUUCCCGGCAGGCGCAAACUCACACGACAGUCGACGCGUUUCUUCUGACAAUAAAUUAUACACCCCAUAGAUUAGUAAAUUCUUUUGAAGAGAUCGCGCUCGACUCCUUCGUCCAUUUGCGUCGACCGUGCGAGCUUUCGAAAUUCAUAGCUUUACGUCGCCAACAUUCCACGGUACUUGACGUUUUUUUAACGCGUGCGUUUUUCACGAUUGCGAAACUCGACAGCCACGGGUUUCGCAUCGUCGUCGAUCCGCAUUGCGUAAUCAAUGCCUCCUUUUAUUCGUUAUGUUUGGUAUUCGUUAAUAAGCGUAUUUAAAGCGACAAUUGGAACGAUAUUUUCAAAAGUUAGCCAUUUUUCGUUUCCGCAGCUUUUAAACUUCUAAUAUUUCAAAUCAAGACAUAUACUCAAAUUAAAUUAUUUAAAAUUAACUAGAAAACGAUAUUUCGUUAUAUAUUUGAUAUUCUGAUAUGUAACUUAUCAAAAAAUUCCUUUCUAAUUAAUUGUAUCUCACAAACUAUUUAUUUAUAUUUGGAUACUUAUAUCGAAAAAAUUAUUUCGCGUUUUUAAAUGCGCUUAUUAUCGAAUGCCGCAUGUCAUUCUCUAAUAAAUGAUCAUCUCGCUUUAGUUUGACUUAACUUUAAAAGGACUCGCGAAGAAAGUGUCAUGAAAUGCGCACUGCUUCAGCCAUGCAUUGUGCAUCGUGACGAAUUGUGAAAAACAUUAUUUUCAAAGUAUACACCGCAUUUGCCUAUCCAUUCGUCGAGAUGUAUCCCAGGCGAAGUCCAUCUUUAAAUUGUCCAUCUCGAAGGGUAUUCUCGACCGCAUCACGAAUUGCAUAUCAUUAAACUUAUUUUUGCGUAUUCUAUGUUAAUUAAAAGAUAAAAAUAUUAUUAUCGCAAGUUUAUAAAUGUUGUUAAAUCCACGUGAGAAUGAUUUAUCUUAUUUGGGAAUGUGAAAAUUUACAAAGAUGUUAUCUACUGUUGCACUUUAUUUUUUGCUUGCUUACGGCUAGUCCGUGAGCAUCGCUUCUCACACAGAAUUUUACUGAUAUUUUUAACUAUAUAAUAAGAUAACAUAGCUUAUUUUAUGUACGUAUCAUGUUUUGUUGGAGUAUGUGAUUUAAAACUUCCUGCCUCAACAGACUGAAGUGACAGAGCUUCGGUAUAUUCUCCGAUUACUUUCUGAAUGUGAAAGGCUGGAGAAAGAUGUUCAAGUUAUGCCUAUGAAAGUGAACAUUCAAUAUCUGUAAUAUUUUUCUGAUGAUAUUAUAUAAAAGUUAUAUUUAUAUUUUCAA